This is a messenger RNA of Penicillium angulare, 1074 nucleotides long. RefSeq lists its product as uncharacterized. Gene Ontology annotation, cellular component: membrane. The transcript has 3 exons. The record is from RefSeq and is a predicted model, not a curated record. Bases 1 to 1074 code for a protein of 357 amino acids. NCBI's taxonomy places the organism in Eukaryota, Fungi, Ascomycota, Eurotiomycetes, Eurotiales, Aspergillaceae.
AUGUCCAACGGUCUUCCUUAUCUGAACAAGCUCCGCAAAGGAGACUUGGUCGAGUUCGCCGAGCAUACCGACCUGCCAGACUUCUCGGACUACAACAAAAAUGAACUGGUCGCAGCACUAGACAAGCACCUCAGCGAUAACCGUGCCAUCUUCUCGAAUGACAAGAAGCUCGCUGAAUUCUAUUCGCGCUUGGCCUCUCCUCCUCGUAGAGGAUCGCCCGUGAAGCGCGAGCCUAAGGUUGAACUCACUGCAAUUGAGAAGACUCCUGCGCGGACUCCUGGUCGGCGAUCUACUAAGGCAAAGGAGGAACCUACUGAGUCUGACGAUGCCACCAAAACACCCGUAACAAAGAAGACCCCCGCUUCUGCGUCGCGCUCCGCCGCUCGCUCCACUGUGCGCUCGGUCGUCGACUCAGCAAAUGUGCAAUUUCCUCCCUCUCCCGCCGUGGUAACCGAUGCCAUUGACAGACAGACUGUUAAGAUGCGCGAGGGUCUAGAAAGCGCAUGGUCCGCAUCCGGCAUUAUUGAGCGCUCUCACGCACUGCGCGCAACCCUAAGCAGCCUCAAGGCCGUAGAGACAAUCUUCGUCCUCCUAGAACUGAGCAGCGUUCUCUACGAGCUUAUUCCUCUGCGAUACCUAACUACUACUCCUGCCAUUCCAGCCGCCUUCCUGCCCGCAUUCCACAUCAAGAUCCCAGAUCUCUUUGUUCUGCUUACUCCCAACUUCUGGGCACCUUUCACCCUUUGGUUCCUCAGCAACUUGCUCGUGCCUUUGCUGGCUGCCUACUUCUUUAACUUGAGCUGGCAAGCUGCUACUGGUGGUGCUCAGCCUGUGCGCCGUAGUAGCCGUUCGGCUCCAACUCGCCCCAGCUUUGACCCUCUGUCUUUCAACAUCGCCAAGGCUAUCCUGGUCUACAAGGUGUAUGCUGAUCACUACGAUUAUGCUGGCCUCUAUAGCAAAUAUGCGAUCGCAAAGGUCAACUACGCCAUCCCCGGACAGUGGAAGGGUCUUUUGGCUGGAUCCGCCAUUGGUGUCGUUGGUACUCUGUACGAGGCUAUUCUGCGCCGCUCAUAG